Messenger RNA from Micromonas commoda, 1887 nucleotides. RefSeq lists its product with no specific name. Gene Ontology annotation, molecular function: nucleic acid binding. NCBI's taxonomy places the organism in Eukaryota, Viridiplantae, Chlorophyta, Mamiellophyceae, Mamiellales, Mamiellaceae. The record is from RefSeq and is a predicted model, not a curated record. Bases 1 to 1887 code for a protein of 628 amino acids. The transcript has a single exon.
AUGGAGGGAGGCGAGGGUGAUGCGAUGAGUUGGAGAGCGCGGAUCGAGGCUUUCGCCGCAAAGGAGGGCGGCGACGGCGGCGACGACGCGAAGCUCACGCUGACCCAAUCUCUGAGCUCCGCGGAGAGGGCGGCGGUGCACGAGCUCGCCAGGCGACUGGGCCUGGGUUCGAAAUCCGAGGGCUCCGACGAUGAUGGGACGCGCGUGGUGACCGUGUUCCGUCGCGCCCCCGGAUCGACGGGCGCGGCGAAGCGAGGCGGAAGAGCAGGCGGGAGGGGCGCGCGCAGAGCUAACGGUAGUUCGCCUUCUUCAACCGCCGCCGUCGAUCCCUCCGCGGACGAGGACUACGGGGACGACGAGGACGACGGCGUGAGCGCGUUCGACGACAGCCUCGCCGACCUUCGCGACGCCCCGUUCGACCUUUACCGGGCUCUCAAGAUCCCUCGCGCCGAGAACGGCAGGGGCUACUCGGGAGGCACGGCGCGCGCUCGCGCAUCCUACCACCGCGAGGCUGUGCGAUGCCACCCGGAUACCGUGCCCAAGGGAUGCGGCGCGUGCCACGGAUGCGGCGGCGUCCUCAAACCCGGUCGGUGGUGGCACAGACCCCAGGCGAUCCCGGCGAACGCGCCGAAGGGCGACGGCGAGUUCGGGCUUCUCGACGAGGGCGAGGACGACGACUUUGCCAUCGCCUCCGUCCCGACGGCGCGAGAAAAAGACGCCGGUGACUCACCGCCUCGGAGCCCCGCGUCCACCUUGGGACCCGCGUCCACCUUGGGACCCGCGUCGCAGCACAGGCUCGACAUGUGCCCGCCGUGUUACGCGUCGCACAGGGCGUCGCACGUCUCGCGAAAGGUAACCUUCGGCGACGACGGCGACGCGGCUCGCGUGGAGAACCGCGGCGACUGUUUCGUGAAAAUCGAGACGCUCGGGGACUUGGGGGCGGAGCGGGCCAGGUACGACGCCGCCGCGUACGGCGCGCUCAGGCGACGAAGGCGGACGCUCGCGGCGAGGGCCGCGGCGGAUAACGCGCGGGCUCUCGCCGCGGUGUCCGGACGCGCGGUAGACGGAAACGGAAGGGGAGACAAAGACGGAGACAAAGAUGGAAACGAUCCGGAUGACGAUCCAGACGAUGAUCCGGACGCGCCGCCGGACGAGGCCGGCGUCCACGACCCCGCCGACGCCGCCGCGCACGCCGACUACCGAUACCGAGGGGACGAAGACUGCCUCGACGACGAUCCCGACGACGACGUGGACGAUCCGAGGAACCUCUCCGGCGUCACCCGGUUCGCGGCUGCGUGCGCUAAGUUUCAGAGGGUCACGGUGGCGUACCUCGCGCUGAGGGAUCCGGCUCGGUGCCGCGUGUACGACGAGCACGGGUACGGCGCGCUGGUUAAGGCUGAGGCGUACGCGGAGGAUGACGUGUUCGAUGCCGACCCGUGGGACGUUUACGACCGUUUCUUCGCCGGGGUGGACGAGGAGGACCGGCAGUACCUCCUGCUUCACGGCGGAGGCGGCGACGACGAUUCGGACGGCGCGAGCUCCGAUUCCGAUAACGGCUCGGGCGAAUCGGACGACGACGACGACGACGCGAUGAUGGAGGAGGCGUUGGUGCAGGCGCGGCACGAGAGAUUCGAGACGUUCGAUGAAGGGGGCGGUCGAUUGGCGAACGUCGCAGAUGCGCCGCCGCCGAGGCCACCGGUGUCAGUGCUGAUGGCCAUGGGAGAUAAGGCGGCGGGGGCUCGCUCGUCCGCGGGCGAUGACGACGCGCUUCCCGGUUUGGAGGGCGGAGAUAUUUGGGCUGCGUUGGCCAAGAGGUACGAGGCUGAUCCCGUGGGCGAGAAGCGUAAACGGGACAACGAGGAAGAGGAACAAGGGGAUGCAGAAUAG